UCCGACUCUCGUCCGCGUUCCUGCCGCCAGACCACUAAUUCGUCGCCCGCGACGCCAUGCCGCUAUCUCACGCCCGCACAAGCCAUCGCUGAGGCAUGGAAGAGAGAAACACCAGAGAGCCAACGGCAGUGGCGGCUGGCGGACCUGCGCGCGAAGCAGCAGUACAUAUCACCCGCGAGAUGGUCAACG
Fomitopsis serialis is the source of this 189-nucleotide messenger RNA. RefSeq lists its product as uncharacterized. The transcript has a single exon. The annotation marks the transcript as partial. Lineage: Eukaryota; Fungi; Basidiomycota; Agaricomycetes; Polyporales; Fomitopsidaceae. The record is from RefSeq and is a predicted model, not a curated record.